Vitis riparia (riverbank grape) is the source of this 1212-nucleotide messenger RNA. RefSeq lists its product as uncharacterized. Lineage: Eukaryota; Viridiplantae; Streptophyta; Magnoliopsida; Vitales; Vitaceae. The record is from RefSeq and is a predicted model, not a curated record. The coding region runs from base 1 to 1212 and encodes 403 amino acids. The transcript has a single exon.
AUGGAUGUUAACAACGCUUUUCUUCAUGGCGACUUACAUGAGGAAAUAUAUAUGUCUCCACCGCCAGGGCUUCAGCAACAAAGGGAGGAAAACUUGGUAUGUCGCCUUCAUAAAUCACUCUACGGUCUGAAACAAGCUUCUCGCCGGUGGUUCGCCAAGUUCUCAGAAGUUAUUCAAUCCGCCAGUUAUGCACAAUCUCGAGUCGAUUAUUCUUUAUUCACCAGAAAACAAGGCAAGUCCUUUACUGCCCUCUUGAUAUAUGUUGAUGAUAUUCUGAUUACUGGAAAUGAUCCUGUGAGCAUUGCUACAACAAAAAAUUUUCUGCAUAGUCAUUUUCAUCUCAAAGAUCUGGGUGAUUUAAAAUACUUUCUUGGCAUUGAGGUUUCUGCUUCUAAAAAUGGGAUUUUUAUUUCCCAACGUAAGUAUGCAUUAGAGAUUAUUGAGAAUGCAGGAUUGUUGGGCGCUGCCCCUAUUGAUACACCUAUGGAACGAGGAUUGAAAUUGUCUGAUAAGAGCGAUUUGCUCAAGGAUCAAGGUCGUUAUAGGAGAUUGGUUGGAAGGUUAAUAUAUCUAACUGUGUCGAGGCUAGAUAUCACUUAUGCAAUUCAUGUGUUAAGCCGGUUUAUGCAUCAACCGAGAAAGGCUCAUAUGGAAGCAGCGUUCAGAGUUGUACGUUAUCUCAAGAAUGCACCUGGUCAGGGUCUGUUCUUCUCUUCGAAUAAUGAUUUCAGAUUGAGAGCCUAUUGUGAUUCUGAUUGGGCAGGUUGUCCACUUACUAGAAGGUCCACUAUAGGCUACUGUGUAUUCCUUGGACCUUCACUGAUUUCUUGGAGAUCAAAGCGACAGAAAACAGUGUCACUCUCUUCAGCCGAAGCAGAGUAUCGUGCAAUGACAGGAGCUUGUUGUGAGUUGACAUGGCUUCGGUACCUUUUGAAAGAUUUGGGUGUUUUACAUCAGGAACCUGCCUUACUGUAUUGUGACAACAAGGCAGCGUUGCACAUUACAGCUAACCCUGUUUUCCAUGAGCGUACUAAACACAUUGAGAUGGAUUGUCACUAUAUUAGGGACAAGAUCCAAGAUGGUUCCAUUAUUACAAGACAUGUGAGCUCAGCGCACCAACUUGCAGACAUUCUGACUAAACCAUUGGGAAAGGAGAUUUUUGCUCCUAUGAUUCGCAAGUUGGGAGUGCAGGAUAUCCACUCUCCAACUUGA